UUUACAACUGGCCAUGAGUCCCGCACCGCAGUCGGCCGACGCCUUUCUGCAAGACGGCUCGGACGCUUUCCACGCGGCGCUUGCCACGCAGCUCGAAGCCUCGAUGGGCAAGUCGAUGCCGCAGCUCGAGAUUCGCUUCCAGGACUUUUCGAUUGCCGCCGAUGUGGCCGUCGCGACCAAGGACGGCCAUGAGCUCCCGACGAUCUGGAACCACAUGAAAAAGUCGUCGAUGGGCCUCUUCCGCUCCAAGCGCUCGCUGCGCAAGGACAUUCUGCACCCGAUGUCGGGCACGUUCAAGCCCAGCACCAUGACGCUCGUGCUCGGCCAGCCGAGCUCGGGCAAGUCGUCGCUCAUGAAGUACCUUUCGGGGCGCUUCCACGUGACCAAGAACAUCACGGUGGGCGGUGAGCUCACGUACAACGGCACGCCGUUGCCCGAGGUGGCGCACACGCUGCCGCAGAUCUCGUCGUACAUGAGCCAGCGCGAUUUUCACUACCCGACCUUGACCGUCAAGGAGACGCUCGAGUUUGCCCACGCGUGCAGCGGCGGCGCCGCCGUGCCUCAGCGCGUCCUCGACUCGCUUGAGAGUGGCUCGCCCGAAGAGAACGCGCAGGCCAAGGCUGUGAUUCAGUCGCUCUACAACGUCUACCCGGACAUUAUCACGCGCCAAAUGGGUCUUGUCAACUGCAAGGACACGAUCGUCGGCAACGCCAUGCUCCGCGGUGUCUCGGGCGGCGAGCGCAAGCGCGUCACCGUCGGCGAGAUGGAGUUUGGUAUGAAGCUUGUUUCGUUCAUGGACGAGAUCAGCACGGGUCUCGACUCGGCGGCGACGUACGAUAUCGUCAAGUCGCAGAAGAGCAUGGCCGAGUCGCUCAAGAAGACGAUCGUGAUUGCACUGCUGCAGCCGUCGCCCGAAGUGUACAACCUCUUUGACGAAGUGCUUUUGCUCAACGAAGGCCACGUCAUGUACCACGGUCCGCGGUCGCUGGCUCUCGAGUAUUUCGAGUCGCUCGGCUUCAAGUGCCCGCCCAAGCGCGACGUGGCCGACUUUCUGCUGGACCUUGGCACGCCCGAACAGGCGCAGUACGUCGUCGACGGGACGACGUCGGUGCCGCGGUCGCCAAGCCAGUACGCGGACCUCUUCCGCAUGUCGACCAUCUACAGCGAGAUGAUGAGCCACGUCGAGGGCCCGCACCACCCGCUGCUGCUCGCGGACGCGACCAAGCACAUGGCCGAGAUGCCGGCGUACCAAGUGCCGUACGUGCAGAGCACCAAGAUGCUCAUUGCCCGUCAGCUCAAGGUCUUUUUGCGCAACACGGCGUUCGUCAAGAGCCGCUUCGUCAUGGUGCUGCUCAUGGGUCUCCUCUACUCGACGACGUUCUACCAAGUCAACCCAGAGAUGCCGGUCGUUGUCCUCGGUGUUAUCUUUACGGCGGUGCUCUUCCUCGCACUCGGCCAAGUGCCGCUUAUGCCGGCGGUUCUCGAAGCCCGCGAGAUCUUUUACAAGCAGCGGUCGGCGCAGUUUUUCAAGACGUCGUCGUUCAUUCUGGCGCAGUCGUUCACCCAAGUGCCGUUCGCCUUAGGGGAGACCUUGGUGUUUGGCUCGGUCAUGUACUGGCUCUCGGGUUUUGUCGCUGAAGUCGGCGCGUUCCUCGUCUACUUGCUGCUGCUCUUUCUGACCAACUUGUCGUUCGCGUCGUGGUUCUUCUUCCUCGCGGUCGUCUCGCCCAACCUUCAUGUGGCCAAGCCGCUCUCGAUGAUGUCGGUCUUGAUCUACGUCAUGUUUGCGGGCUUUGCCAUCUUCAAGGACGACAUUCCCGACUACUUUAUCUGGCUCUACUGGCUCAACCCGCUCUCGUGGUGCAUGCGCGCGCUCUCGAUCAACCAGUACUCGGCGUCCGAGUUCCAAAAAUGCGUGAUCAAGGACGGCGGCAUCAACUACUGCAAGCUCAAGGGCGACACCAUGGGCAACGUCAUGCUCGAGACGUUUGGCCUCGAGACCGAGAAGAUCUGGAUCUGGUACGGCGCGCUCUUCCUCGCCGCCUGCUACUUUGUGUUUCUCGGCAUCUCGUACCUCGCGCUCGAGUACAUCCGCUACGACACGGCGGCGCAUGGGACGGUGCACGUCGCCGACGACGACGAGAGCGCCGAGCACAGCAAGGGCGCCGACAUCUACGUUGAAGUGCCCAAGACCCCCGCUGACGCGCACGCGGUUCCCAUCGGCAGCACCGCUUCGACGUCGAUUCCCGUGACGCUCGCCUUCCAAGACCUCUGGUACUCGGUGCCCAACCCGACCAAGGGCGAGCCCGACUUGAAGUUGCUCAAGGGUGUCAGCGGCUUUGCGCGCCCUGGUACGAUCACGGCGCUCAUGGGCUCGUCCGGCGCGGGCAAGACCACCUUGAUGGACGUCAUUGCCGGUCGCAAGACAGGCGGCAAGAUCGAAGGUCAGAUUCUUCUGAACGGGUACCCGGCCACGGACCUCGCGAUUCGUCGUGCGACGGGCUACUGCGAGCAGAUGGAUAUUCACUCGGAAGCGGCAACGUUCCGUGAGGCGUUCCAGUUCAGCGCGAUGCUCCGCCAGUCCGAUGACAUUCCCGCCGAAGAGAAGAUGGCGUUUGCGGAAGAGUGUCUGGACAUUUUGGACAUGAAGAACCUCGGCGACACGAUCAUUCGUGGCGCGUCGGUCGAGCAGAUGAAGCGCCUGACGAUCGGUGUCGAGCUUGCGGCGGCGCCGUCGGUGCUUUUCCUCGACGAGCCGACGUCCGGCCUCGAUGCUCGGUCGGCCAAGAUCAUCAUGACGGGCAUCCGCAAGAUUGCCUCGACCGGUCGCACCGUCGUCUGCACAAUCCAUCAGCCGUCGACCGAGGUGUUUGAGAUGUUCGACUCGCUCCUGCUCCUCAAGCGCGGUGGCGAGACUGUCUUUUUUGGCGACCUUGGCGAGAGCGCGAGCCAUUUGAUCAACUACUUCAAGGCGAUCCCCAACACGCCGGCUCUUCUUCCGACGGCCAACCCGGCGACGUGGAUGCUCGAAGUCAUUGGUGCCGGUGUCGAAGCCAAGCAAGGCGGCGGCGCACCGACGGACUUUGUGCAGGCGUUUAUGCAGAGCCACGAGCGCCAGCUUCUUGUCUCGGAGCUUGCGCACCACACGCAGCCGCAUCCGUCGCUGCCCGAGCUGACGUUUGCCAACAAGCGCGCGGCGUCGUCGUCGACGCAGUUCAAGAUGGUGACGCAGCGCUGGUUCCGCAUCUACUGGCGCACGCCGUCGUACAACUACACGCGUGGCCUCAUGUCCAUCGUCCUCGCGGUGCUCUUUGGUUUGGUCUUCCGCGGCAUCGACUACGCCACGUACUCGGGUGCGACCGGCGGCGUCGGCAUGAUCUUCAUGACGUCGCUCUUCAUCGGUUUGAUCUCGUUCAACAGUGUGCUGCCGCUCGCCUCGGAGGAGCGCGCGUCGUUCUACCGCGAGCGCGCGUCGCAGACGUACAACGCGCUCUGGUACUUUAUCGGCUCGACGCUCGCCGAGAUCCCGUACGUGUUUGUGACGACGUUUGCAUUUACGAUCAUCUACUACCCGUUCGUGGGCUUGAACGAAUCGGUCGGCGCGUGCCUCUUUUACGGCCUCAACCUCUCGCUCCUCGUUUUGAUGAACGUCUACUUGGGUCAGUUGAUGGUGUAUGCGACGCCCCGCGUCGAGGUCGCCGCGCUUCUCGGUGUCCUCCUCAACUCGAUCUUCUUCCUCUUCAUGGGCUACAACCCGCCCGCGUCGCAGAUCCCGUCGGGGUAUCGCUGGCUCUACCACAUCACGCCGCCCAAGUACUCGCUUGCAAUUCUCACGGCCGAGACGUUUUCCAAGUGCACGGGCGACAUGACGCAGCUUGGGUGCAAGAUCAUGACCGGCGUGCCCCAGAGCAUCCUCCACGAGAUGAACAAGACCGAGAUCCGCAUCAAGGACUACGUCGAGUACAUUUACGAGAUGAAGAUCGACGACAAGCAGAUGAACAUUUGGGUCGUCGUCGGCUGCAUCGUGCUUUUCCGCGUCCUCGCGCUCCUCUGUCUCCGCUACGUCAACCACCAGAAGCGGUAAAUGCAUGCCGACAGCUUGUAUUUUCGACACAUAAAUCAACUACAAUUAAAAGAGAACUUUGCAUUUUGAUACUUGAAA
Molecule: messenger RNA, 4162 nt
Organism: Saprolegnia parasitica CBS 223.65
Lineage: Eukaryota; Oomycota; Saprolegniomycetes; Saprolegniales; Saprolegniaceae
Exons: 1
Coding region: 14-4084 (1356 amino acids)
Cellular component (GO): membrane
Molecular function (GO): ABC-type transporter activity; ATP hydrolysis activity; ATP binding
Source: RefSeq, a predicted model, not a curated record